AUGGCUGCCGUGCAGACCACCAUCAAGACGGAGCUCUGCUCCUUCAGCGAGUACCGUAUCUAUCCGGGUCGGGGGCAGAAGUUCGUCUCUCGUGAUGGAAAAGUUCACACAUACAUACACUCCAAGGAGGCCCGCCUCGGCAGACAGAAACUAAAGGCAGCGAAACUACGCUGGACCUUGUGUUUGCGUGUGGGUUGCGUCGAAGGUCUGGCGCCGAGCCAACAAGAAGAGCAGAGGAGAGUCCGUGGCGAAACGCAGAACGCGUAA
Eimeria mitis is the source of this 267-nucleotide messenger RNA. Its product is annotated as 60S ribosomal protein L24, putative. The transcript has 2 exons. The record is from RefSeq and is a predicted model, not a curated record. NCBI's taxonomy places the organism in Eukaryota, Apicomplexa, Conoidasida, Eucoccidiorida, Eimeriidae. Bases 1 to 267 code for a protein of 88 amino acids.